AUGGAUCAGUUGCAUAGAUCGUCGGUGUUCUCGAAGAUUGAUUUGAGGUUGGGAUACCAUCAAAUCCUAGUGAAGGCAGAUGAUGUGCAGAUGACAGCCUUCCGGUCUCGAUAUGGGCACUACGAGACUCAAAAGGAACAUGCAGAACACUUGAGGUUAGUGCUUGGUGUCUUGAGGGUAAAGCAACUAUAUGCCAAGUUGUCCAAGUGUGAGUUUUGCAUGGACGAAGUACAAUUCUUAGGGCAUGUGAUAUCCGCCCAGGGUAUAGUAGUGGAUCUAGCAAAAGUUGAGGCAAUGGUAAAGUGGGAGAGCCCCAAGUCAGCAACCGAGAUCAGAAGCUUCGUGGGUUUAGCUGGCUACUACAGGAGAUUCAUAGAGGGAUUCUCUAAAAUAGUGGCACCAUUGAUACAACUUACUCAGAAGGACCAACCCUUCACUUGGACGGAUAAGUGUGAGGAAAGUUUUCAAGAGCUUAAGCGAAGGUUGACGAGUGCUCCAAUACUUGUGAUCCCUGAUGUUGGUAAACCUUUCGAGAGGAGGUGGAUGGAGUACCUGAAAGACUAUGAUUUUGAACUGCUAUAUCACCCGGGGAAGGCAAAUGCAGUAGCCGAUGCCUUGAGUAAGAAGACAGUGCACACCGCGCAUCUUAUGAUAAAGGAAGUGGAGCUACUAGAACAGCUCAGGAUCCGAGUUCAUUAG
Molecule: messenger RNA, 699 nt
Organism: Vigna unguiculata (cowpea)
Lineage: Eukaryota; Viridiplantae; Streptophyta; Magnoliopsida; Fabales; Fabaceae
Source: RefSeq, a predicted model, not a curated record